AUGACGGAAAAUACUUCAGUAAGAAGAAGAUAUGAAAAAAGUUUUACGGAAAGACCUGGUUUCACAGAAGAUGAAAUUGAAGAAAUAAGAGAAGCUUUUAAUUUAUUAGAUACUGAUGGAACUGGUACAAUAGAUCCCAAAGAAAUAAAAUGUGCUAUGCAAAGUUUAGGUUUAGAUGUAAAAAAUCCAAUGAUAUUUAGAAUGAUAGCAGAUUUAGAAAAAGACGGUUAUUCAACAAUUGAUUUUGAAGAGUUUAUGGAAGUUAUAACAUCAAAAUUAGGAAAUAAAGACACUAGAGAAGGUAUUCAAAGAAUAUUUAAUUUAUUUGAUGAUGAUAAAACAGGCACCAUUUCAUUAAAAAAUUUAAAAAGAGUUGCAAAAGAAUUAGGAGAAACAUUGACUGAUGAAGAAUUAAGAGACAUGAUAGAUCGUGCUGAUUCUAAAGGUGAAGGAGAAAUUUCUUUUGAAGACUUUUAUACAAUAAUGACAAAAAAAAAUUUUUUGUAA
Messenger RNA from Plasmodium gallinaceum, 507 nucleotides. It is a transcript of the gene CEN2, whose product is annotated as centrin-2, putative. The transcript has 3 exons. The coding region runs from base 1 to 507 and encodes 168 amino acids. NCBI's taxonomy places the organism in Eukaryota, Apicomplexa, Aconoidasida, Haemosporida, Plasmodiidae. Gene Ontology annotation, cellular component: centrosome; centriole. Gene Ontology annotation, molecular function: calcium ion binding. The record is from RefSeq and is a predicted model, not a curated record. Gene Ontology annotation, biological process: centriole replication; mitotic cell cycle.